This is a messenger RNA of Galeopterus variegatus (Sunda flying lemur), 6324 nucleotides long. RefSeq names its product widely interspaced zinc finger motifs (gene WIZ). Gene Ontology annotation, biological process: regulation of transcription by RNA polymerase II. The record is from RefSeq and is a predicted model, not a curated record. Bases 1 to 4779 code for a protein of 1592 amino acids. Gene Ontology annotation, cellular component: nucleus. Lineage: Eukaryota; Metazoa; Chordata; Mammalia; Dermoptera; Cynocephalidae. Gene Ontology annotation, molecular function: RNA polymerase II cis-regulatory region sequence-specific DNA binding; DNA-binding transcription factor activity, RNA polymerase II-specific. The transcript is spliced from 9 exons.
AUGGCAGUAAUGGAUGCUCAGGAGGACCCGGAGGACCUCGAGGGGCUGGCCCAGCCAUCUGAGUGGGUCCUGCCCAUGUCAGCCUCGGAAGUGGCCACGCAGACCUGGACGGUGAACUCAGAGGCGUCUGUGGAGCGGCUGCAGCCACUGCUGUCCCCCAUCCGGACCAGGCCCUACCUGUGUGAGCUGCUGGACGAGGUGGCUGCAGGGGUGGCCAGCCCGGACGAGGAUGAGGACGAAGAGCCGGCCGUGUUCCCGUGCAUCGAGUGCAGCAUCUACUUCAAGCAGAAAGAGCACCUCCUGGAGCACAUGAGCCAGCACCGCCGAGCCCCAGGCCAGGAGCCACCCGCUGACUUGGCCCCACUGGCCUGCAGCGAGUGUGGCUGGGCCUUCGCUGACCCUGCUGCACUCGAGCAGCACCGGCAGCUGCACCAGGCCUCCAGGAAGAAGAUCAUUGAGGAGAUUCAGAAGCUGAAGCAAGUUCCAGGUGACGAGGGCCGGGAGGCACGGCUGCAGUGCCCUGAGUGUGUCUUUGGCACCAAUUCCUCCCGAGCCUUCGUGCAGCAUGCCAAGCUGCAUGUGCGUGAGCCACUGGGCCAGGCAGUCAAGGAGCCUUUUGGGGGCGGCAGUGGGGCUGGCAGCCCAGGCCCUGAUGCCAGCACCCUCAUCUAUCAGCCCUACGGAGCCGCCUCGGGCCUCAGUGCCUGCCUCUUCUGUGGCUUCCCUGCACCCAGCGAGAGCCUGCUCAGGGAGCACGUGAGACUUGUGCAUGCCCAUCCCCACUGGGAGGAAGAUGGUGAGGCUUUCGAGGAAGACCCAGCCAGCCAGCCGGGCACCAGCCAGGAUGCCUACGCCUGCUUCCCUGACGCCGCUGUGGAUUACUUUGGCAAAGCUGAGCCACUCUUGGCCCCCACGUGGCAGGAGAACCCUGCUGGAUACAACCUUGGCCUAGCCUUUGGCCCAGGCUGCCAGCAGCUGGGCAUGAGGGAUUUCCCCCCAUCAAAGCCACUCCCGCAUGGCUCGGGCCAGAGGCCUCUCAGAAGGCUGGCCUUUCCCUCACCACUAGCCUCCGCCCCGUACUCCUUACAGCUCAGCAGAAACAAAAGCAUCGUCCACCCGCAGGCCCUGGGGGACCAGAGGCGCCCUUGGAGCGAAGAGGAGGACGAUGACAAUGACGUGGAUGUAGCACUGACCUCCGAAAUGGAUUUUUCCCCUGAAAAUGGGAUCUUUCCACUCCCAGCUGCCCCCAGCCUCAUCCCACAGCCGGCCCUAGAGCUAAAGCGGACUUUCCGAGAAGCCCUGCAGGCCACUGAGGCCUCACAGGCACAGCAGCAGCAGCUCCGAGGGAUGGUGCCCAUAGUGCUUGUGGUGAAACUUGGGCCACAGGUCAUGGCAGCGGCGGCCAGGGUACCCCCGAGGCUGCAGCCGGAGGAGCUGGGGCUGGGGGGUGCCCACCCCCUGGACUUCCUGCUCCUGGACACACUCCUGGAUGGGGACCCGGCCAUGGCACUGAAGCACGAGGAGCGGAAAUGCCCCUACUGCCCAGAUCGCUUCCACAAUGGUAUCGGCUUGGCCAACCACGUGCGGGGCCACCUGAACCGUGUGGGCGUCAGCUACAAUGUGCGGCAUUUCAUCUCUGCUGAGGAGGUGAAGGCCAUCGAGCGCAGGUUCUCCUUCCAGAAGAAGAAGAAAAAAGUGGCGAACUUCGACCCAGGCACCUUCAGCCUGAUGCGCUGUGACUUCUGCGGGGCCGGGUUCGACACACGGGCGGGCCUCUCCAGCCAUGCCCGGGCCCAUUUGCGUGACUUCGGCAUCACCAACUGGGAGCUCACCGUCUCACCCAUCAACAUCCUGCAGGAGCUGCUGGCCACCUCAGCCGCUGAGCGGCCUCCCAGCCCCCUGGGCCACGAGCCUGGGGGUCCAACUGGCAGCUUCCUGACCUCCCGCCGGCCCCGCUUACCUCUCACAGUACCCUUCCCACCCACCUGGGCUGAGGACCCUGGGCCGGCCUACGGAGAUGCUCAGAGCCUGACCACCUGCGAGGUCUGCGGUGCCUGCUUUGAAACCCGCAAGGGCCUGUCAAGCCACGCGCGCUCCCACCUGCGGCAGCUGGGGGUGGCGGAGUCGGAGAGCAGCGGCGCGCCCAUCGACCUCUUGUAUGAGCUCGUGAAGCAGAAGGGCCUGCCUGAUGCCCCCCUUGGGCUGCCCCCAGCCCUGGCUAAGAAGUCCAGCUCGCUGAAGGAGGUGGUUGCUGGGUCCCCCCGGCCCAGCCUGCUCACCCUGGCCAAGCCUCUGGAUGCCCCUGCUGUCAACAAAGCCAUCAAGUCGCCCCCCAGCUUCUCGGCCAAGGGCCUGGCCCACCCACCCAGCUCUCCACUCCUCAAGAAGGCACCGCUGGCCCUGGGGGGCUCCCCUACCCCCAAGAAUCCUGAGGACAAGAGCCCCCAGCUGUCCCUGAGCCCCCGGCCAGCCUCCCCAAAGGCACAGUGGCCUCAGUCUGAAGACGAGGGGCCCCUGAACCUCACUUUAGAUAGUGACGGGGGCAGAGAGCUGGACUGCCAGCUGUGUGGUGCCUGGUUUGAGACCCGCAAGGGCCUGUCCAGCCAUGCGCGCGCCCACCUGCGCCACCUGGGCGUCAGCGACCCGGACGCCAAGGGAUCCCCCAUAGACGUGCUCCACGGGCUCAUCAGGAGGGACGGCGUCCAGAUCCGCCUCCCACCCGAGCGCAGCGCCCUGGCCCACCUGGGGCGGCCUCCUCCCGCCUCCGCGGCCCUCUCCUUGCUCCCCCCCCCACCGCCGGCCAAGAAGGCCAAGCUGAAGGCCGCGGGUACGGCCAGCCCCUGGGGGAAGCAGGACCUCUCGGCCGCCGCAGCCGCCGGCAUUUUCUGGGCCUCUGAUGUGGAGCCGUCUCCUCUCAACCUCUCCUCAGGCCCAGAGCCAGCGCGAGACAUCCGCUGUGAGUUCUGCGGUGAGUUCUUCGAGAACCGCAAAGGCCUGUCGAGCCAUGCACGCUCCCACUUGCGGCAAAUGGGUGUGACCGAGUGGUACGUCAAUGGCUCACCCAUUGACACGCUUCGGGAGAUCCUGAAGAGACGGACCCAGUCUCGGCCAGGUGGACCCCCCAACCCACCAGGGCCUAGCCCAAAAGCCCUGGCCAAGGUGGUGGGCAGCGGAGGUCCUGGCAGCUCGCUGGAAGCCCGCAGCCCCUCGGACCUUCACAUCUCACCCCUGACCAAGAAGUUGCCACUGCCACCAGGCAGCCCCCUGGGCCACUCACCAACUGCCUCUCCUCCCACGGCCCGGAAGAUGUUCUCGGCCCUGGCUGCACCCUCCCUGCCCAAGAAGCUGAAGCCUGAACAAAUGCGGGUGGAGAUCAAGAGGGAGAUGCUGCCGGGGGCCCUUCAUGGGGAGCCACACCCAUCUGAGGGUCCCUGGGGGGCACCGCGGGAAGACAUGACACCCCUGAACCUGUCGUCCCGGGCAGAGCCGGUGCGCGACAUCCGCUGUGAGUUCUGCGGUGAGUUCUUCGAGAACCGCAAGGGCCUCUCCAGCCAUGCACGUUCCCAUCUGCGGCAGAUGGGCGUGACCGAGUGGUCCGUCAACGGCUCACCCAUUGACACACUGCGGGAGAUCCUCAAGAAGAAGUCCAAGCCGUGCCUCAUCAAGAAGGAGCCUCCGGCCGGAGACCUAGCCCCCGCCUUGGCCGAGGAUGGGCCCCCCACAAUGGCCCCUGGGCCCGUGCAGUCCCCACUGCCGCUGUCACCCCUGGCUGGCCGGCCAGGCAAACCAGGAGCUGGGCCGGCCCAGGUACCGCGAGAGCUCAGCCUGACGCCCAUCGCUGGAGCCAAGCCCUCGGCCACUGGCUACCUGGGCUCAGUGGCAGCCAAGCGGCCCCUGCAGGAGGACCGCCUCCUUCCAGCAGAGGUUAAGGCCAAGACCUACAUCCAGACUGAACUGCCCUUCAAGGCAAAGACCCUCCAUGAAAAGACAUCCCACUCCUCUACUGAGGCCUGUUGCGAGCUAUGUGGCCUUUACUUUGAAAACCGCAAGGCCCUGGCCAGCCACGCACGGGCACACCUGCGGCAGUUCGGCGUGACAGAGUGGUGUGUGAAUGGCUCACCCAUCGAGACGCUGAGUGAGUGGAUAAAGCACCGGCCCCAGAAGGUGGGCGCCUACCGCAGCUACAUUCAGGGCGGCCGCCCCUUCACCAAGAAGUUCCGCAAUGCUGGCCAUGGCCGCGACAGUGACAAGCGGCCGCCCCUGGGGCUGGCACCUGGGGGCCUGGCUGUGGUUGGCCGCAGUGCUGGGGGGGAACCAGGGCCUGAGGCCAGCCGGGCAGCUGACAGUGGGGAGCGGCCUCUGGCAGCCAGCCCACCAGGCACUGUGAAGGCCGAGGAGCACCAGCGGCAGAACAUCAACAAAUUUGAACGCCGACAAGCCCGCCCUCCUGAUGCCUCUACAGCCCGGGGGGGCGAAGAGGCCAAUGACCUGCAGCAGAAGCUGGAGGAGGUGCGGCAACCCCCACCGAGGGUCCGGCCAGUCCCCUCUCUUGUGCCUCGGCCCCCCCAGACAUCACUCGUCAAGUUCGUCGGUAACAUCUACACCCUGAAAUGCAGGUUCUGUGAGGUGGAAUUCCAGGGCCCCCUCUCCAUCCAGGAAGAGUGGGUGCGGCACUUACAGCGACACAUUCUGGAGAUGAAUUUCUCCAAAGCAGACCCCCCGACUGAGGAGCCCCAAGCCCCACAGGCACAGACAGCAGCGGCAGCAGAGGCUCUCUAACACAGAAGCAUUCCAGAUCCCCCUUUGUGCCACCUCUCUCUCCUCCUUUUCCUCCUCUGUGUCCUCUUCCCUCUCCCUCUUUCUUUUCCGUUUCCAAAGGAGCAAGCCAAAACCUCAAACCGGCACCCCUUGGGGGCCGGGCACACUACAGCCGGGGCGCCGGGAGCCAGCUAGCCACCCUUCCCCCAGCUGAGGACUCUGGGGCCACAGGGUGUCUUCCUUCAGCCCAUGCCUACCUGGUCCAGCAGGGCCAGUAGCCAAGUCUCUGGUCUCUGGUCGUGAUCUGGUCACAGGGGAGAACAGAACUCCUCCAACUCUAGCAGCCAGGCAGGGCUAUGUCUGCCAUCCAUGGCCAUUUGCAAAGACCCCAAAGACCCCUUUUCUGGUUCCCUCUUGCCUCCAUGAAUAUCCUCUCACACGCACGUACACGUGAACACACACACGCAGCUCGUGAGACCCGGGGUCUGUCCCAGCCCCCCAGUUCCCGAGUCGAACGACCACUUCAUGCCACGGUGCUUGCUCAGGGGAGCCAUGCUCCCUCUGCGGCCUGCAGGGGCCUGGGAGCCCCCACUGAGCCCACAACGCCACGGACAUCCUUGUUGGCUGCCCCCCAGAGGGGCCUUCCCAGCUGGGAAGAGCUCAGAGCUGACAGCUGCCUCCUGCCAUGUCAAGGUCCCCCAGAGCCUCGGGGGCUCCGGGGCCUGGGAGGGUGGGGUUGCGGGUGGGAGUCUCCUCCCCCACUCCUCCCACCUCCCCCUUUUCACUGUUGCUUUCUAUGUAUAGCUCCCUAGACCUUUCACUUUUCUAAAAACGCGUUUUGUGUAGAGACUAAGGAACGUGGAUCUUUUUAUUUUGCAAUUCUGGGCCAGCUAGAAACUGGGAGCUGAUUGACCUUUUAACUUUUUUCAGUGGCCACAUUUUGGUUAUUGAUGUACCUAGAAGUAUGUAAAUUAGAUUAAAUUUCUUUUCUGGAAACACCCCGGGGCAGGCGGCCAGCGUGUGUUUUUCUGUCGAGUGGACAGGCUGGCAUUGGCUGGCAGCUGGGGCUGGGAUCAGGGCCUCCUCCACCUGGAGGCCCUGGGUUUUCCUGUUGGCUGCCACGCCAACUAAAUGCAGCUGGGGAUGAGCCCAAGUUCCCAUCUGUUGUCCCUCAAUGCCAUGGCUGGUGGGGGUCUCUGGCUGACUGGUGAAGUUGCUCCUGUGAGCAGAGCAACCAGGGCUCUGGGCCGCUGGUCUGGGAAGGGAGCCAGGAUCAAGAAGCAAUUGAGGAUAGAAAGGCUUUCCAAGAGCAGGAGCUGUCCAGCGAGGGUGUGGGGGGAGGGAGAAACAUACUGGGAGCACUUGGGGGGCCAGUGAGGGUGCAGAAAGCUGGGACUUGCCUGCCUUCAAGACAUGUGACUUCUAUGGAGACACAUGCACCCCAAACCCUAGUAACAUGAGGGGUAAAAAGGAGCCACUGACUCCUUUGCAAUGCUAUUUAUUUUCUCACUCUGCAAAUGUUUAUUGAACAUUCCUGAAAUUUUAAAGAGAGUUUGUUGGCUGCUC